This is a messenger RNA of Drosophila rhopaloa, 981 nucleotides long. RefSeq lists its product as uncharacterized. The record is from RefSeq and is a predicted model, not a curated record. Lineage: Eukaryota; Metazoa; Arthropoda; Insecta; Diptera; Drosophilidae. The transcript has 3 exons. The coding region runs from base 1 to 981 and encodes 326 amino acids. Gene Ontology annotation, molecular function: nucleic acid binding.
AUGUUGUCAGACAGCUCUGAGAUUUUCUGCUGGACAGAUUCCACCAUUGUCCUGGCAUGGUUAAAAAAACCAGCCUGCUCCUGGACCACAUUCGUAGCCAACCGCGUAACCAAAAUAGCUCAAGCUACAAAGAUUGAGAAUUGGUCACAUGUGCGAUCAGAACACAAUUCUGCCGACCUAGCUAGUCGCGGCGUGUCCCUGCAAGAGUUGGGCGAUAGCACCCUCUGGUGGCAUGGGCUUCAAUGGUUACAACUGCCCAAACUUCAAUGGCCAGAAACUUCGGAUCCACACCCAGUCACUGAGUUAGAGCAGCGCGCGGUGAAGGUUCAUUUCGUAAAUCUUCCCGCUGAUGAUUUCCUUGAACGUUUCUCCAGACUAGACAAGGUAUUACGAGUCCUAGCUUACGUCCAAAGGUUCCUGAAUCGCUGUCGGAAGGCUCCGGUAAGUCCGGAUAGGCAGCUCAGUAAUCGGGAAAUCCGGGAAGCUGAGAAAACCUACAUAAUACUUGCCCAGCGUGAAGAAGCAACAUGGCUCUUAAGAGCAUGUGGUCGCUUAACUGCCUCCACGGUCCUGCAGUAUGACGAGCGCCAUCCUGUAAUACUCCCGUACAGCUGUCGGCUAUCUUGUCUGCUUGUCCAAUUCACGCACCAGAUUACACUUCAUAGCUGCAACCAAUUGAUAGUGCGCUUGGUGCGAUCCAAAUAUUGCAUUCCUAAAGUCAAGAAUCUGGCCAUCCAUUUGGAACCCACCGCCGACCUUCCAACUGAGAAGUUUCUAGCAGCGUUUGCACGUUUUGUAGCUGGACGAGGUUGUCCUCAGCGGGUCCAUUCCGACAACGGCAAAACUAUUGUUGGCGCCUCAAGUCUUCUUUCCCGUGACUUUACGCAAGCGCUAAAGGAGUCUUUAGCCAUCAGGGACUCGUGUGGCGUUUCAUACCCCCAGGAGCUCCUCAUAUGGGAGGCCUGUGGAAGGCAGGAGUAA